Molecule: messenger RNA, 1332 nt
Organism: Psylliodes chrysocephalus
Lineage: Eukaryota; Metazoa; Arthropoda; Insecta; Coleoptera; Chrysomelidae
Source: the annotation of a GenBank genome assembly
AACAGUAAAAUUAAAAGUACCAUCAUGGCUGCUUUUGUAUUACCAGAGUUGUACAAAGAAAGUUCCGAUAUCACUUACGUCGGUGCUCAAUAUAUGUUAGAAAAAUAUAAAAAUCUGAUUAAAUGGAAAGAAGACGCAUCGAUUUUCGAAUUUGGCGUUGGUGAUGGCAGCCAUUCUAGACAACUUCUGUGGCCAUUAUUUCCUAGAAAAUAUAAAGAAUUUAUAGCUACUGAUCUAUCAAAAACGAUGGUCGAUUUUGCCAAAAAUAAUCAAUCGGCUUCAAGAGCAAAAAUUUGUAAUUUCGAUAUUACUUGCGAAAAUGUCCCAUACGAUUAUAGAUCUAGAUUUGAUAACAUUUUCAGCAUAUUUACUAUGAUGUUGGUGAGAAAUCCGGAACAGGCUUUCAAAAAUAUUCACACAAUGUUAAAAUCAAAUGGGCAAACAUUCAAUAUAUUUCCAUUAACCCUUCCAACCGACGACAUCUAUAUGAAACUUUCCCAUCAUGCAAAAUGGGGAAAAUAUGAUCACAAAGUAAUGGUUACGCCUUAUAGUUCUCAAUCACAUCCACAAGAAUGUUAUGAAAAAGCUCUAAGGGAUGCAGGAUUCAGGAACUAUCAUUAUAUGAUCCAAAAUUUUUGCUACAUGUUUAAGAAUGAAAAAGAAUGGAAAGAUUUCAUGUUUUCUGUCAACGCAGUGGCUGGCAAUAUUCCCGCUGAGGAAAUCGAAGAAUAUAAAGAAUAUUUUUUUGAGCUAAUUGAUAAGGAAGUCUUACUUGAAGACAAUAAAACUUUUGAUAGUGAAGGUAGAAAAUGUCGUUUUGUAAAACUAAGAUUAUCUCUUCUCGAGGCGAUUAAAACGAGAGAUUAGACAAACACAUUCAGGGCCCAAAAAUAUAUGUUCUUUAUAGAAAUAUACAUCAAGUGUUAAAAAAUAGUUUAAUAGCAAAGUUUGUAAAAAAGUUGAAUGUCAACAAUAAUUUACAACAAUUCUUGAUAUUCGAUUGUAUAUAAUACUGCCCCCCAUGUAAUGGAUUUUAUUAUUUAUUAUUUAUUAUUAAUUUCACAUACCUGAUGGUGAGGCUUAAGCCGAAGCUAGUUGAGUAUCAAUAAUGUAUAAACCUUUUUCUCACAAUAUAUUGUGCUAUGACUUUGAGUAUGUUAUUUCCUACACCUCUUAAUUAACUUUAUAAAAUCAUUAAUUAUUCAUUAUUCAUUCAUUCAUUUAUAAAUAAUUUAAUAAAUUAAAGUGAUUAAAAUAUAAAAAGUUUAUCAUUUUAUUUUUCAAUUCAUUUGACUUUUUUAUCAACCUUGGGAAAUCAUUAAGUAAUGUAGC